Molecule: messenger RNA, 951 nt
Organism: Lichtheimia ornata
Lineage: Eukaryota; Fungi; Mucoromycota; Mucoromycetes; Mucorales; Lichtheimiaceae
Exons: 1
Coding region: 1-951 (316 amino acids)
Biological process (GO): exocytosis; intracellular protein transport; vesicle fusion
Cellular component (GO): endomembrane system; plasma membrane; SNARE complex
Molecular function (GO): SNARE binding; SNAP receptor activity
Source: RefSeq, a predicted model, not a curated record
AUGAGCGUCGAUCGUCUCGCUGAAUUAAACCGCCCUGCUCCUGCACAUCAGCCUGGUCGUUAUGAGAUGCGACCUCUGUUAUCGACGCAGUCGGACGUGAAUUCCAUGGACGGGUUCUUGAAUGAGGUGUCGCAUAUCCAAGAAACGGUUCGAGCCAUCAAUGAAAAUAUCACGCGUAUCCAAGGGUAUCAGUCGAGUAUGUUGCAGGCUGCUGAUGCUCGAGAGGAAGCACGCAUCAGGUCCAAUCUUGACGACAUGACCAAUGAAACGCAACAAAUGAUGACGCAUGUGAAGCAAAAGAUAAAAGAGAUUGAGCCAACUUCGCGCCAUUCAGACCUGGCGAUUCGCAAGAACCAGUUUUCAAACGUGACCAAGUCGUUUUUGGAUACCAUUUCUCGACACCGACAAGUGGCUGUUGAUUUCCAGAAAGCCGAAUCACGUCAAUAUGAACGCCAAAUCCGUAUUGCCAACCCGAACGCAACACCAGAUGAAAUCAAUCAAGCCAUCUCACAAGCUGAAGAAGGUAGACCUGCUGUAUUUGCACAACAGCUGAUGCAGAGUAUGACAAAUGAACAACGUCGAUAUGAUGGUCAACAAACAUUGGAUGCGGUUCAGGAACGCCAUGAAGACAUUCGCCGACUAGCAAAAAGUGUGGAAGAACUAUCAGCAUUGUUUGAGGAGAUGCAAUUCCUUUUAGAAAACCAAGCCAAGGUACUGGAGACAAUCGAGGAAUCUUCUUACCAGAUCGUGGGUGAUCUUGAAAAAGGACAUCAGGACGUUGGAAAAGCUGUCUACACUGCCAAACUUACACGCAAAAAGAAAUGGAUCUGCUUUGGUAUCUUUAUGGUGAUCGUUAUCAUUGUCGUUAUCGUCGUGGCUGUGCAGGUUACUAGCCAUUCCGGUGGUGGUGGUGGUGGCGGCGGCGGUGAUAAUGGUGGCGGUUCGCAGUGA